Verticillium nonalfalfae is the source of this 2505-nucleotide messenger RNA. RefSeq lists its product as uncharacterized. Lineage: Eukaryota; Fungi; Ascomycota; Sordariomycetes; Glomerellales; Plectosphaerellaceae. The coding region runs from base 1 to 2505 and encodes 834 amino acids. The record is from RefSeq and is a predicted model, not a curated record. Gene Ontology annotation, molecular function: ATP hydrolysis activity; ABC-type transporter activity; ATP binding. Gene Ontology annotation, cellular component: membrane. The transcript is spliced from 6 exons. Gene Ontology annotation, biological process: transmembrane transport.
AUGGCGAGCGCAGAGUUGGCGCUCAAAAUCGCAUUCUAUGCGUAUCCUUGUCUCCUGUUUGUGGCACUGCUAGGAGCCCAAUUCGUUCAAUACUUUCGCAAUCGAAACCGCGAAACGCGUCACCUCGCGCUUCGAGGCGAGGCCACCAAGCAUGACAUCGAAGGCCUGAAGCGAUCACACGCGCGUGUCAUCUGGCUCCUUCAACUGAUUCUUGGCUUACUACUUCUAUCAAGCAUUAUUCUUGUCGUGCGAGAAGCGGUCGCUACCCGACAAAAUUUUCAAGGCAGGAUUGACUUCGGCUUCAGCGCGUAUUUGGCUUCCCAUGUUGGAGUCUUACUUUACUUCUUGUCCGGUCUUCUGCCUGAUCCGGAGGGGCCUUGGUCUCCCGGCAGCCCACACAGGCUUGCAUGGGUAGUGGGUGCACUGUCAGAGGCUGUAAUCACCGCUACCCUCGCCGCUGGCCAAGACUCACUGCGAGUAUCCAAAGGCUUCGUUAACAGUAUUGAGGGUCUCAGCUUGACUAGGAUUGCGAUUCUUGUACUCAUGACUGCAACCCUGUGUCUUAGGGACUACAGGAUUUAUCCCUUGCAUGUGGCGUCGGCCGCCGAUGAGCGGCAGUCUCUCCUGGCAAAUGGCAAUGACAAUGGCUACGGCAGUGUCCCAAACACGCCAUCAAGGUCAGCCAAACGGACCCAGGUGUCAGGAACUGGCUGGCUUGACUACUUUGCGGGCUUCAAAGUUCUGUUCCCGUAUCUAUGGCCCAAAGACUCGCCAACGUAUCAAUUAAUUGUAGUCUUCUGCAUUCUCCUCCUACUUUGUCAACGCACUAUCAACGUCCUAGCUCCACUUCAGCUUGGAGUCCUGGUGGACUCACUGGGAAAGGGUCGCCUGCCGUAUAAGGAGAUCGUACUUUAUGUCGUCUACCGCGCCCUGCAGGGAAAUCAAGGUGCCAUUGGCGCAGCUCGCUCCGUUCUUUGGAUCCCUGUGUCUCAAUCCCUCUUCCGCCGGUUAUCUACCGCUGCCUUUGAACACGUUCUAGGCCUUUCGCUGGAAUUUCAUCUGAAUAAGAAGAUCGGCGAGGUAACGAGUGCGCUAAGCAGGGGAGCCGCGAUCAAUACUUUCCUCGAAAGCUUCUGCUUCCAGGUAUUUCCGAUGGUGUUUGACAUCUUCGUUGCUGGCGUCAUCUUUUUCAUCAAGUACGACGCUUUUUACACCAUUAUCGUCUUCUUCAUCAUGUGGUCCUACAUCUUCUUGACCAUCUACGUGGCCAAGUACCGCGGCCGUCAGAGACGCGACAUGACGACAAAGACGCGUGAGAUGGAAGCUGUCAAGACGGAUGCCAUCCUUGCGUACGAGACGGUGCAGCACAAUUGUGCAGUGUCUCGGGAGACGCAAAGAUUCAGAGAACAUGUUGUCGUCUUCCAGCGAGCAGAGCGCUUGGUUCAGUGGUCUCUUAAUGGGCUAAAUCUCACACAAAGCUCAAUUUUCACACUGGGAACGGCCCUUCUCGUCGGCGUCUCUGCUUACAAAAUCUCCAUUGGCGAACAGUCUGUCGGCGACUUUGUCAGCCUCAUCAAUUACUUUGUUCAACUUCAGGGUCCCCUCAACUUCUUUGGAACCUACUACAACAUGUUGCAGAAUAAUCUCAUCGAAGCUGAGAGGCUCCUCGACUUGUUUCAGGAAACGCCGGGGGUUAUUGAGAAGAAAGAUGCUGUCACGCUGCCUCAACCUCGCGGUGCAAUUUCCUUUAAUGAAGUAGGUUUUUCGUAUCAAAGCAAGAAAGGUGAGCCUGUAUUGCAAGGCAUCAGCUUUACUGUGGCUCCAGGAACCAAAACCGCUAUUGUGGGGGAAUCUGGUAGUGGCAAAUCAACUUGCCUGCGGCUUCUCUAUCGCUUCUAUGACGUAUCGAGUGGCUCCAUCACCGUUGAUGGACACGACAUCAAGGACCUCAAGCUUGACAGCCUUCGCUGGAACAUCGGCGUUGUCCCACAAGACACUGUUUUGUUCAAUGCUAGCAUAAUGUACAACCUCCUCUAUGCUAAGUCUGAAGCCACAGAGGCCGAUGUGUACGCGGCGUGCAGAGCGGCCAACAUCCACGACCGAAUUCUCGCCUUCCCUGAUGGAUACGACACCAAGGUCGGGGAGCGCGGGCUGAAGCUCUCUGGGGGAGAACGCCAGCGCGUUGCCAUUGCGAGAGCUAUACUUAAGGACGCCCGCAUUUUGCUGUUGGAUGAGGCAACAGCUUCCCUUGACUCACAUACCGAGAGACAGAUUCAAGAUGCUCUGGAAAAAGUCACAUCAGGUCGGACAACCAUAACAAUUGCACACCGUCUGUCUACCAUCACGACAUCAGACCAGAUCAUUGUGCUUCAUCAAGGGAAAAUCGCCGAACGCGGCACUCACGACGACUUACUUGCGUUGAGAGGAAAGUAUUAUGCCAUGUGGGAGAAGCAGACCAUAAGCGAAAAGGUAGAGAAAGACAAAAGUGUUACCGAACGUGCAUGA